AUGCUGUUCUACGGCCUUUUUCUGGCCCUCCAGGCCAUCCUGGUGCACUCGGCAGCUCUGAGACAGUCCUCAAGCUCCCUCACCACCGCAGCCCGUGAAAAGUGCCAAACGGACCUGCAGUGUCCCCCGGGCACCCUCAUUGUCUCCCACGCUGCCCACCCGCUGUCCAAUUUCACCAGCCUCCAAGCGGCCAUCUCCUCCCUCCCCAACGAUAAUUCCUCUCAGACCAUUCUUCUCCUCUCCGGCUCCUACAAUGAACAAGUCAACAUCACCCGCUCGGGUCCCAUCACCCUCCUGGGCCAGCAGCCAGACCGCAGUGCGCUGACUGAUGCCGCGCGCAACACGGUCAACCUGACCUUUGCCGGUGCCAACCAAGACAGCACCGGCACCAUUGACAAUGUCUGGUACAGCGUGUUGAUUGUCGCGCCGACGCUGGAUGCCAGUUUGACGGGGUCUGGUACCACGGGCUAUCCGGUGCCCGCGGACACGCCGUUUGGCAAUACCAACUUUCGCGUCUACAACAUUGACUUUCGCAACACCUUUUCCGAAUACUCGGCCGGGCCCGCGCACGCCAUCAGUUUCAGCCGCUCCAACGGAGGCUUCUACUACUGCGGCUUUUACUCCUACCAGGAUACGAUCUAUAUUGGCAAACUCGGCUCCGCCUACAUGUACAAGUCCAUCCUCGCCGGACAAACCGAUUUCCUGUACGGCUUCGGCACGCUGUACGUGCAAUCAUCGGAGAUCCUCCUCCGCUCGUGCGGCGGCGGCAUCACCGCCUGGAAGGGGACCAAUACGAGCGUGCCCAACAACUACGGGGUGUACAUCCACGACUCGACGGUGCGGGCCGCCAACACGUCUAUUGCGCCGGACAUCAAGGAAUCGUGUGCCUUGGGUCGACCCUGGAACGCGCUGCACCGGUCCAUCUUCGCCAACACGUAUGAAGACGGCAGCAUCGAGCCGUCGGGCUACAUCAACUGGGAGGAUCGCUGGACGGCCAAUGAGACCUUGAUGGCGGAGUACAAGGCCUACGGGCCGGGCUUCAACCUGACGGGACGAGAGGAUAGCGAGGUGUCAGUGCUGCUGGAUAGCAAGGAGUACGCGCGGUACAGUGAUCCGGAGCGAGUGUUUUUGUUCUCGGAUGGACGAGUGGGCAAUGUGGCGUGGAUUGACUGGGAGGUGGUGAACUCUUAA
Messenger RNA from Aspergillus ibericus CBS 121593, 1191 nucleotides. Its product is annotated as putative pectin methylesterase. Gene Ontology annotation, molecular function: pectinesterase activity. Gene Ontology annotation, biological process: cell wall modification. NCBI's taxonomy places the organism in Eukaryota, Fungi, Ascomycota, Eurotiomycetes, Eurotiales, Aspergillaceae. Bases 1 to 1191 code for a protein of 396 amino acids. The transcript is spliced from 2 exons. The record is from RefSeq and is a predicted model, not a curated record.